Condylura cristata (star-nosed mole) is the source of this 4599-nucleotide messenger RNA. RefSeq names its product solute carrier family 25, member 46 (gene SLC25A46). The record is from RefSeq and is a predicted model, not a curated record. Gene Ontology annotation, biological process: mitochondrial fission; axon development; mitochondrial membrane fission. Lineage: Eukaryota; Metazoa; Chordata; Mammalia; Eulipotyphla; Talpidae. Bases 104 to 1357 code for a protein of 417 amino acids. The transcript is spliced from 8 exons. Gene Ontology annotation, cellular component: mitochondrial outer membrane.
CGGAGGUGGCGGCCGAGGAGCGGCUGUACUGACGGCCGGAGGUCGCCGGGGUGCCCGCGGUGGUGAACUCCACGGGGGCUGGCCCCAUCCUGCAAGGGUUGCCAUGCAUCCGCGGCGCCCGGACGGCUUCGAUGGCCUGGGCUAUCGAGGUGGUGCCCGGGACGAGCAGGGCUUCGGCGGAGCUUUCCCUGCCAGGUCCUUUAGCACCGCGUCAGACCUCAGCCAUUGGGUGACCACCCCUCCGGAUAUCCCGGGGAGCCGCAACCUGCACUGGGGCGAAAAGAGCCCUCCCUACAGCGUGCCUAUUCCCUCCACCCCGCUUGAGGGCCCGGUGGAGGAACCUUGUCCCGGCGGCGGCGGCGGCGUGGCGGGGCAGAGCAGCGAGCAGUUGAAUAGAUUUGCUGGAUUUGGUAUUGGACUUGCAAGUCUUUUUACAGAAAAUGUACUGGCCCAUCCUUGCAUUGUUCUACGCCGCCAGUGUCAGGUUAAUUACCAUGCUCGUCAUUAUCAUCUCACUCCAUUUACAGUCAUCAAUAUUAUGUACGGUUUCAAUAAAACACAGGGACCAAGAGCCCUUUGGAAAGGAAUGGGAAGUACAUUUAUUGUCCAAGGAAUUACACUUGGAGCAGAGGGAAUAAUCAGUGAAUUUACACCCUUGCCAAGGGAGGUUUCACAUAAAUGGAGUCCCAAACAAAUAGGAGAACACCUUCUGUUGAAAUCCCUGACUUAUAUGGUGGCAAUGCCUUUUUAUUCAGCAAGUCUAAUUGAAACAGUGCAGAGUGAGAUCAUUCGAGAUAAUACUGGAAUUUUGGAAUGUGUUAAAGAAGGAAUUGGAAGAGUGAUGGGUUUGGGAGUGCCUCAUAGCAAACGACUACUUCCACUUCUUUCCUUGGUGUUCCCUACCGUGCUGCAUGGGGUUCUUCAUUACAUCAUUAGCUCAAUUGUUCAGAAGUUUGUUCUACUAAUUCUAAAGCGAAAGACUUAUAAUAGCCACUUAACUGAAAAUACUAGCCCGGUGCAGAAUAUGCUGGAUGCUUAUUUUCCAGAACUUAUUGCUAACUUUGCUGCUAGUCUUUGCUCUGAUGUUAUACUUUACCCACUGGAAACAGUUUUGCACCGCCUUCACAUUCAAGGAACACGCACAAUAAUUGACAAUACAGACCUUGGCUAUGAAGUGCUUCCAAUUAAUACACAGUAUGAGGGAAUGAGAGACUGUGUUAAUACCAUAAGGCAGGAGGAAGGAGUAUUUGGUUUUUAUAAAGGGUUCGGUGCUGUUAUAAUACAGUAUACACUGCAUGCAGCUGUUUUACAAAUUACAAAAAUUAUUUACUCUACCCUUCUUCAAAAUAGCAUUUGAGAUUUUGGCUCCUGGUUGGUCUAAAAGACAUAAUCUGGAUACUUUGUAUUGAAAUUAUGAGAGAUAAAAGUAAAAUAAGGUGGGGUGGGUGGGGGGUAAGGAUUAGAAAGUGAAACUGGUUAAAAAAAGAAAAACCUAUCCAUGCUUAUAUUGACUUCAUUUUUUUUCCACGCAUAGGUAUAUAUUUUGGACAAAUGCAGUAAAAGUAAAGCUCACAUAAAUUCUUACUGUUAUAUCACUUGUACUGAACUAAAAAUUAUUCUGAGCAGAAGCAAAAAUUUGUCAUCAAACAAAAUUUCAUAGAACUGAAUUUAUUCCAUUUAUUUUACAUGUUUAUUUCACCUUUUCAACUGAUAUGACUAUGUCAUCUUUAAUGUAGUGUGUAAAAUUAGAAGGUCAUAGUUUCCCUUUAAGUAAAUAAAUACAUCUGCAAUGAUAAAUAUUUGAGGAUUACAUCUGGUAAUCUGUAAACAAGAAUUGAAGAGUUUUAAAUUACAUGGUCUAUAUAGAAUUAUUUUUAAUGGUUUUACAUCUACUAUAUACAAUUAUUAUGUAUACACAAAUUACUUGGAAUUUCUUUGAAUUUCUUUCUGUAUAAAUUUUCCACUCUUAUUGCCUAAAGUGAUAUUCUGCUGGAAUAUCAGAAUAAGCAUUAAAAGUCAAGGUACUUGUAAGAUUUAAGGCAAACAACAAACCUAGCAUUUCAGUGCAAGUAACUUAAAAUUUGUCAUACAAUUAAUACUUGUUUUGCUUAUCUAGUUUAUAAAGCAUCAGGCUAUUUUUAGAGCCACUCAUAAAAAAGAAUAUAAAAUAAUCAUGAUAACUAACUUGGUAUCACCAUGUGUACAAAUUAUGUACUAGAAGGAAUGUCACUUGCUUUUCAUCUCUGGAUGACUUUUCUUAGAGGAGACACAGUAAAAACCCACCUGGGAGUCUGUCUCUCUUCUGUACAGGCAUCAUUAAAUAAUGGCUUCAGUUUUCAUUUUCUUCCAUAUUUUGUUUAAAAUUUUUAUUCUCCAAGCUUGAUAUACAUAAAGGGGAAGUAGAUUUGUCCUCAGUACUUUGUUUUUAAACAUUUGGAUGAAUACUGAUAAAAAUUACAAGCUUACAGAAGGUGUAUUCUUGUUUCUUACAGAUCAGCAAAAGAAGUAAGUUUCAACAAAUAAAAAAAUAUUAACCAGUUUAAUAAAAAUGCUGUCCCUAAAUUGAAUUUGGUGGGAAGACUUUUUGUAUAGUAAGUGAUCAACACAUUUGACUGGUGCAUCAUUAUUAAAAUGUGAAUGAUAUGCCAGUUUUAUAGCUUUCAUUCAAAACACUGACACAAUGACUCAGAGCCAAUGUUUUCCAACCUAGAAUGCAUACACACAGGUUUCUUUUUUGCUAAUUGCCAGAGAAAUGAUUACUUUGUAAUGAUGAAUAGUAUUGGAAACAAUAUAUAACAGCCAAAACUAAGAAACAAUAUACACUAAAAUGUCUAUGUGUUUUUUAAUACUAAAACACAUGAGUUUUCACUUUAAAUUCUACCAAGAUGAAAAUGAAAAAUAACACUGAUCACAUGUAUUUUAUGAUUAAUGUUUUAUAAUGUACCUUGUCCAACCUAUGUCAUUUUCUUUUGAAUGGCUAAGUAAUUUUUUGUGUUCUUGGUAUGUCCAGCUUCCUAAACACUUUUUAUUUUGUAUUAUAGUCAAAUAAGAUGGUUUCAGAUAGGUGUACAUUUCAUAAAAUACCAAGCUCAGAAAACACUGAAACAGGCUCUGAAUGGAAUUUAGUAUUUCUGAGUGAAAGCCUAUAUGACCCCUUAGCUAAAAAUUAGAUAUAUCAGGAUAUUUAGUUAUAUAAACCUCUUUCAUUAUGGGAUCAUAAAAUUGACAGUCUAAAUAUCAUGCAAAUAAAGUGUAUCUUAUUUUUUUAUCACUAGAGUAAGAAUACAAAUUCACAUUAAAACAAAAAUCGAAAAGUGGCAAGUAAAAUACAAAUUUUUUAUUUUCCAAAUUAGUUGAAAUAUAAAAAAAUAUAUAAAACCUCAAGCAUGUAAAUAACAGCCAAAUACUUUAACUGAAUUUCGAAUGGAGCAAGUAAGAUGAAUAUUAGACAUAUUCUCCUUUUCUAAAAUUCCAUUAUUUCCUUAGCACAUAGGUUACAAAAUCAAAUAAUUUUGGACUACAUUUCACAUUCACAUUUGUUUUGUUUUGUUUUUUUUUAAAUUUAGUAUCUCUAAUAGGUUGUGGAUAAGAUGUUUCAAAAGUCUAAAAUCCCAAUUACAUAAGCCUAGUUUUGGCUAUGCUGCUGAAGUGUGAGGUGUUUGCCUUAUGUUGUAGGGUUUCUUGAUUUGAGUUAAAUAGUUUGAGAAGAAUAGAAUUAAAAACUGAAAAGCCAGGUAAAUUUUAGCUUAGUAUAUUAAUUUAUUUAUUGAUUCACCGAAACUGUAUAUACAUCUUGACCAAGAUACCAUUCUCUAUUUUGCAGACUCAUAAAAUUAUUCAAGGCUUCAACCAGCACUAGAUGUAUAAAUAUGACAGUUGAAGAUUGAAAAAGAAACCAGUUUCAAGAUGCUCAUGGGCUGGGAAUUUGAUACCAGCCAGCAUUUCUAAAAACAAACCUGGAGAGGUGCAGGCCGAGCUUGCUUGUGCAUAUGCGCUUGACUACUCAGAGCUGCCUUUAGCACUGGCUUUGGUACUACUGUAGGUUCAUACAUGUGUUCAGAAAAUAAAAUGUGCUGCUAUAUAUUUUUUUCCAGCUAAGAUUGUAGAGGAUAUUUGCUCUUAAUUUGCUUACUCUGCAGGCUUUUGAAAAGGUUGCCAAGUCUGAAUUAUUUUCAGUAAUAUAUUUGGAAGUGAAAUCACCUGACAAUUCACUUUGCAAUAGAAUUUGAGUGAUAGUUAACUGUGGCAUUUCUGCUCUCUCAAAUAGAUGCAUAUUUCUCUUAAUCUUCUAAUAUAAGCUGGAAAUGUGAUAUCUUUUUAGUUAUUGAGCAUCACUGAUAGUACCAAAUUGUAUCACAUCGUAGCAAAAACUUGUGAUUUGACCAUGAAUCUUAUAAAUAUUACCUCAGCUGGAAGAGGUGUUUUGUCUUAGUGUGUGUGUGUUUUUUUUUUUAAAAGUUCUUUUUGUCUCAGUAUUUCAAAUGUUUUCAGUAAACUGUGCUAUGAAAAGGUCUAAUAAAAUGCUGAAAUAAAACUAGUAUGUUUCUCUUAGUGAUGCUAGACAACACAAUCUGGUGGAAAAAGUAAUUUUCUUAGAAG